ACUCAUACUUUUUCUCCAUCACAAAAUUUUAACAAAUUGCCUUAGAACUAAAAUUUAGCCGACACAUAUCUACAUAUUCAGUCUGUACGAUGACAAUAUUACUAUUCGUCUUAGUUUCACUCUUACAUAUUCGGCUUGGUGCAGCUCAAUCAUGUCCCGCUGGCAGCUACUGGGACCCUUACGCUCAAACAUGUUUCGUGAACGCUGGUGAGCAGUGCGAAAUAAAUCCUACUGCAACACCCUGCAUCCCAACGGCUGCAUGCUACAAUCAGGGAGGUUUCCCUAUUUGCGUGUGUCAGGGACGACUAAAACAGACGAGUGAGGACAAGUGCCACUUAAUUUACGGGGAUCGAUGCAACACGGAUCACGACAUGUGCGACCCGGUCCCAUUUUUAAGAUGUUCACUUGAGAAACGCUGCGAUUGUGGGGAUGGUGCGACCUGGGUUAGUGACAAGUGCUUCCUACUUCCAGGCUCAAAUUGUAAUGGCACAGCCGGCACAAUUGAAUGUAUUCCUGGAACAUCGUGCCAAAGUGGAACAUGCGAAUGUGCCAUUUCACAAUCGAAACCUAGCGUGGAUGACCCAACUAAAUGUUUCUUGCCUCAUGGGGCAACGUGUACAUCCGGAGGAUCCCCACUAUGUGACCCUUACGCCCAUCUCGCUUGCGUCUCCGACACAUGCAUUUGUCCAGGAGAGAAUAACACAUCAAUUUAUGAUACAAGAACACAUACAUGUCUGGUUCUGGCAGAUCAAGUGUGCACUCCAGGUGGAAUGCCUUGCAUUCACUCCAGUUCGUGUAAGAUGAGCGGAUCAAGCUUCACGUGCCAAUGUCGAUAUCCCAUGAGUCCCGGGAUCGAUAAAUUCUGUUAUUUGCAACAUGAACAAGACUGCACUCGUCAGAAUGAUUUGUGCGACCCAAACAGAUUCCUGUUGUGCAAUUUUGAGGGAAAAUGUGCCUGUAAUUCUGGAGCUGCGUAUAUUUCUUCGUUGGAAGUUUGUCGAGUCCUUCCAGGCUCAAAUUGUAAUGACACAGCCGGCACAAUUGAAUGUAUUCCUGGAACAACGUGCAAUACAACAAGUGGAAUAUGCGAAUGUGAUGAUCUAGAAUCGAAACCUAGCGUGGAUGACCCAACUAAAUGUUUCUUGCCUCAUGGGGCAACGUGUACUUCCGGAGGACCCCCACUAUGUGACCCUAACGCCCAUCUCGAUUGUGUCGGCGGCACAUGCAUUUGCCCAGGAGAGAAUAACACAUCAAUUUAUGAUACAAGAACACAUACAUGUCUGGUUCUGGCAGAUCAAGUUUGCACUCCAGGUGGAAUGCCUUGCAUUCACUCCAGUUCGUGUAAGAUGAGCGGAUCAAACUCGACAUGUCAGUGUCGACAUCCCAUGAGUCGCGGGAUCGAUAAAUUCUGUUAUUUGCAACAUGAACAAGACUGCACUCGUCAGAAUGAUUUGUGCGACCCAAACAGAUUCCUUUUGUGCAAUUUUGAAGGAAAAUGUGCCUGUAAUUCUGGAGCUGCGUAUAUUUCUUCGUUGGAAGUUUGUCGAGUCCUUCCAGGCUCAAAUUGUAAUGACACAGCCGGCACAAUUGAAUGUAUUCCUGGAACAACGUGCAAUAUAAUAAAUGGAAUAUGCAAAUGUGACGAUCCGGAAUCUAAACCUAGCGUGGAUGACCCAACUAAAUGUUUCUUGCCUCAUGGGGCACCGUGUACUUCCGGAGGACCCACGCCAUGUGACCCUUAUGCCCAUCUAGAUUGUGGAGAUAAUGGGACAUGCAUUUGCCAAGGAGAGAAUGUAACAUCAAUUUAUGAUGAGAGAACGAAUACAUGCUUAGUACUAGCAGAUGAAGAAUGCACUCCAGGUGAAAUGUCUUGCAUCCACUCCAGUUCAUGCAAAAUGAGCGGAUCAAACUCGACAUGUCAGUGUCGACAUCCCAUGAGUCGCGGGAGCGAUGGAUUUUGUUAUUUGCAACAUGAACAAGACUGCACUCGACAGAAUGACAUGUGCGAUCCAACCAAAUUCCUUUUGUGUAAUUUUGAAGGAAAAUGCGUCUGCAGUUCUGGAGCUGCAUAUAAUUCUGCUUCGGACGUUUGUCAAAUCCUUCCGGGCUCGGAGUGUUCGAAUGUACUUAACACAACCAAAUGUGUUUCAGGGACACGGUGUGAAUACAUUGGAAUUGAGAGAAAGGAGAGAUGUGAAUGCGACAAUUCCCUGUCGAAACCUAGCGUUAGCGACCCAACUAAAUGUUUCUUGGCCCAUGGGGUAAAGUGCGAUGAUCCAGUACUUCCGGUAGAAUGUGACCCUUACGCCCAUCUUAGUUGUGGAAAUGAUAGGAGAUGCAUUUGUCAAGGGGAGAAUAUCACAUCAAUUUAUGAUAAAAAGACAAAAAAAUGUCUCCAACUGGCAGACGUACAAUGCGUCACAGAAAGGGACGGAGGAAUGAGUUGCAUUCAUACAGCUACCUGUAACAGGAUUGGAUCACAGUUUAGAUGCGAAUGCAAAAAUCCAAUGAGCCGAGGCGUUGAUGGAUUCUGUUACCUCAAACAUAACCAAAGUUGUAUACAAAUCAAUGAUUUGUGCGACCCAAACAAAUACUUGGGAUGUAAUUUCCAAGGGAAAUGCUCAUGUCGGGAUGAUUCUACGUAUGACACCAAUUUACAAAAAUGUGUCCUCCUCCCUGGGUCGGGAUGUUCAGGAAGCGGCGGUCCCACCUGCAUAAAUGGCACAAAAUGUAAUUUAAAUCCAGUAUCAAGGAAAAACGAAUGCACGUGCUCCAUUGAAUCAUCAAUUCCCAGUUCCCAUGAUCCGGGACGAUGCAUUUUACAACAUGGGGAUAAGUGUUCAGAAUCAGGAGCAGAAUGUGACCCUUACAAUCACCUCGUGUGUAGCAGGAGCGUCUGUAUUUGUCUGGGAGAAGGCGACACGUCGCGAUAUGACAAUAAAACACGCAGAUGUGUCCAGUUAGCGGAUAAAGCCUGUCUUCCUCCAGAGGAAGGUGGUAUGAGUUGCAUUCACACAGCGUCAUGUAAACAGGCUGGGUCAGACUAUAAAUGCCAGUGUCGUUUUCCCAUGUCUAGAGGCGUGGACGGAUUGUGUCACCUGACUCUAGGCCAAUCAUGCACAAUACUAAAUGACCUGUGCGAUUCAAAUAUAUUCCUAAAAUGCAGUUUAGAAGGAAAAUGCUCAUGUCGGGAUGAUUCCACGUUUGAUACCGAUUUACAAAAGUGUGUCCUUCUCCCUGGUUCCGACUGCAACGUGAUACGAGACGGACCAGAUUGUAUACGAGGAACUAGAUGUGAAUUGAACAGAGUGUCCAGGAAAAAUGUAUGCACCUGUGCCAUAGAAUCAUCCAUUCCCAGUGUGCACGACCCGAGACGAUGCUUUCUACGACAUGGCGACAAGUGCUCCCAACCAGGAGCAGAAUGUGACCCUUACUAUCAUUUCGAGUGUCAGAAAACUGCCUGCAUUUGUAAAGGAGAAGGUGUCACUGCAAUUUAUGACAAUAAAACACGCAAAUGUGUCAAUUUGGCGGAUGAAGAGUGUCUUCCUCAAGAGGAAGGCGGCAUGGGUUGCAUUCACACGGCGUCAUGCAAACAGGUCGGGUCAAAACUUAAAUGCCAAUGUCGCUUCCCGAUGACAAGAGGAUCUGAUGGCUUCUGUUAUCUCAAUCACGCACAAAAUUGCGCAAAAGAUAAUGAUUUCUGCAAUAUGCACAAAUUUCUGCACUGCAACUACGAAGGAAAGUGUUCUUGCAGAAAUAAUGCAAUCUAUGACUCCACAUUGGAAACUUGCGUCUUGUUGCCAGAACAGGGAUGCAAUUCUACAGAUUCGCAGUUAUGCUUCCCACCCACAAGAUGCAGUCAAAUUAAUAGUGUCACUGGAAAGCACAUCUGCGUCUGUCCUGGUCAAUCCCGUCCUUCACGUUUAGAUCCGACCAGGUGCGUGUUGGGUCAUUCGCAUCCCUGUGCAAAUUCAGUUGGCAGUGAUUUGUGUGACCCAUUUCAAUAUCUGGAAUGUUCUGAUACGAUGCAAUGUCAGUGCAAGGGAGGGUUCAGAGACUGGUAUGAUAAGGAAUCAAAAACUUGUUUCCUAAAGGCGAAGCAAUCAUGCAUCCCCACAGAAGAUAACCCCCUUGCUCAAAGGUGCACUCCAAAUUCCCAUUGCUUUCACAAAGACGGCGUUUCUCUCUGCGUUUGUAAUGCUGGUUUUGAAGCUAACAGAAAUGGACAUUGCUUUCUCCCACAUCUGUCGAAAUGCCUGCUGCAAAAUGAUUUAUGUGACCCAGCUUCAUUUUUGAGUUGCGAUCUCGAGACUAAUUGUACGUGUGGAAAGGAUGCGAUAUUUAAUCGGGCAACAAAAACUUGCGAAUUGUUAUCCAGUGCAAGUUGCAAUUCCGUCAUGACACAACCGGAAUCUCAGAAAUGUAUUGUUAAUGCCAUGUGCUCCAAGAAUACUGGAAAAUGUGAAUGUAUUCAGGAAUUUGAAGAGAACAAGGAUCGCUUUUGUUUCUUACCAAGGGGCAAUCGUUGUGAUAAAAGCAGAGAUUUGUGUGACCCCAAAUCCAGGUUAGAGUGCGGGCAUCUGUCGGGAAGUUGCGUGUGUCAAGGGGAGGAACAUGGGGUUGGCUGGUACAACAGAUUUCAGAAGAAAUGUUAUCGCCUGGCAGGCAGUCCAUGUGAAAAUGGGGACGAGUCUCAGUCGGGUUGUGUCCAUAACGCGUAUUGUGACCCCAUCGACAAAAUAUGCACUUGUAACGAAACCCUUAAACUUUCUCCGAAUCGGGAUGGCUUUUGUUUUCUGCGACAUGGAGUCAGGUGUAACUUGAAGAACGAUUUAUGCGAUCCUGCUGCAUUCCUGGAAUGCUAUCAAGAAGCAGGAAACAAUGCUUCCGUCCCUCUCUGCCGAUGCGAACGAGAGUAUGAGACUUUCUUUGACGCAAACACGUCUUCAUGUCGACUAAUUCAUGACAGGCCAUGCAAUCUUGACAACAAAGACAACUUGAUACCAGCUGUCAAACCAAACCAAUUAUGUGACAAGAAUGCAAUGUGCUUGGCUUAUGCUCCCGGUAAUUUUACACACCGGUGUGGAUGCAAUGAUAAAUUUUCACCAAAUCCGGAGGGCAUUUGUUACCUGCCGUAUCAAUCAGAGUGCAUAUCUGCCCCAACAGAGUGUGAUCCUUAUGGAUACCUCACUUGCAGGAAGCGAUACAAGGAUGAUGGCAAAGCCGAUAUCCGGCAGUGUCUCUGUGCCACGGAUAAAAUGUAUUAUGAUCGCGAACAGAACAAGUGUUUUUCAUUCCCAGGCGAAAUGUGUGAUAAUUCCCCUACUGGGCAGAAAUGCAGAAAAAAUGCACAUUGUGGUAAAAACUAUAUGUGCGAGUGUAAUGCUGGAUAUGAAGAAACGCCCGAUGGACAGUGUCUUUUAAAGUACGGAGAACAAUGUGAUGCGACAGAAUGUCAUCAUCAUGCAAAUUUGGAGUGCCGAAGCGGUUUUUGCCUUUGUCGUGAGGGUUAUAUCGAGCACUAUUUCUAUAGUGGGAGCCGUAACAAAACCAUAUGCUUUCCUGGAUAUCAUAUGAACUGCGAAGAAAAAAUGUGGACACAUUUCUCGAACAUACGAUGCAGUCCGGAUGCAUUCCUCGUAUGCAAUGAGACUACAGCGGGUGGGGUUUGCAUAUGUAAACAUGAAAACCAAGUAUUUAUCGGGAAAGAAAAACAAUGUCAAAGUACAAGAGGGAAUUUUUGUGAUGGCUUUGAAAAGAUUUGUGCUGAUGGUAUGAAUUGUGUGGAAUCAGAAGAUCUACCGCAAAAUCAUAUUUGCCAAUGUGCCGAAAAUUACACCGUGAACUGGAUGGAUCCUAAAUUUUGUGUUUCUGAUGGAAGAAGCGUGACGAAAAAUUAUUUUUCAUUUGUUUCGAUAUUUAUUGCACUAUUUGUAAUAGUUAAAAACUAUUUUGUUUGAAAACGGAAUAAAUAUAUUCAAUUUUUAAAUUAAAUAUGUAAAGCGCACAGAAAAUUAGGAUGAAUAGUGAAAAUAUCAAAAGCAGAAAACAAAUAUAUUUAAAUCUGUGUGUUAGCAUUGACUCGCAUAUUUAGUUUUAGUUUAGUCUUAUCAUAAUGCAUAUGGUGAUACAACGCCAUAAAAUAUGAAAGUUGAACAUUUUAUGCAUUAUCAUUUUAAUUAGGAAUAUGUAUAUGGAUUCGAAAAAUAUUAACUGUCUGAAAACUUGCCAAAUAAGUUCUUGCAAUUCUCUUCAAUUUUAAAUAUGUAUGUAGUGCAAAAUACCAUGCAUAAAUGUUAAUAAAGUUGCGAAUUAAUCUAGUCUAGAAACAGUGCAGUUAAAUAAAGUGGUUUGAUCAGUUUGAUCUGUAAUUUCGAUAAAAUGGCUGUUUGAUUUUCUACACGUUUUCCUCAAUAACACAGUUCUGACAUUGGAAUCCUAUUUUACAUGCGUCCUAGUGUAAGAUAUAAAGUAUUUACUUCUCACGAGAACUCUUUUGAAAUUAACAUUAGAAUAUGAAUAUGGUACAGUUAUAAAUUAUGCAUGGAAAAAAAUAUCCACAACUUUUGUCAUUGAAUAUGUAACCAGUCCUCGCAAUAAUUAUGUUCUUAUUUGUGGACGAAACAAUUUGAUAAUAAAAAAUCCAUUAAUCAAAAACAAUACGAUAACUAUUUAAUAAUUAUUACGAAUUGGAAAAAUUAUUACUGUAAACCUUGAUAAAACCCUAAAAUAUUUUUUGUGUGUAAUAUAUGUUAAAUGUCGAUCAAUUAAUUAUUGACCCUUGAUUUGACAUUGGCCCAACUCUCCAGAUUAUUAAUAGCCAUUUGAGUUAGAUAAAUAUAUAUUUUAAAUAGCCCAAAUCCCAAGAAUUUGAAUACUGGAAAA
Folsomia candida is the source of this 6885-nucleotide messenger RNA. RefSeq names its product fibrillin-1. Bases 90 to 5960 code for a protein of 1956 amino acids. NCBI's taxonomy places the organism in Eukaryota, Metazoa, Arthropoda, Collembola, Entomobryomorpha, Isotomidae. The transcript has 13 exons. The record is from RefSeq and is a predicted model, not a curated record.